This is a messenger RNA of Penicillium coprophilum, 1842 nucleotides long. RefSeq names its product glycoside hydrolase family 13 protein. Gene Ontology annotation, biological process: oligosaccharide catabolic process. The coding region runs from base 1 to 1842 and encodes 613 amino acids. The transcript is spliced from 5 exons. The record is from RefSeq and is a predicted model, not a curated record. Gene Ontology annotation, molecular function: alpha-amylase activity. Lineage: Eukaryota; Fungi; Ascomycota; Eurotiomycetes; Eurotiales; Aspergillaceae.
AUGGCUUCCGUUGGUGCUACCCUGGAGAGGACCAGGGCCGGACAACCGUCUGUCAAGUCUUGGUGGAAGGAGUCGUCGGUGUAUCAAAUUUACCCAGCUUCCUUCAAGGAUAGCAAUGGCGAUGGUAUUGGUGAUAUCCCCGGGAUUAUCUCCAAAUUGGACUACAUCCAACGACUUGGUGUGGACAUUGUCUGGCUCAAUCCGGUGUUUGAGUCACCCCAGGUCGACAUGGGCUACGACAUCUCGGACUAUUACGGCAUUCAUCCGCCGUAUGGUACCGUUCAGGAUGUGGAAGAGUUGAUCCAGAAACUUCAUGAGCGGAACAUGAAACUCCUGAUGGAUCUCGUUGUCAACCAUACAUCUGACCAGCACCAAUGGUUUUGCGAUUCGCGUUCUUCGAUAGACAACCCGUUUCGGGACUGGUAUAUCUGGAGAAAGCCAAGGUUUGGGGUAGAUGGCAAGCGUCAGCCACCAAACAACUGGAUGUCUUAUUUUGGAGGCAAGCCAUUAUCCAAUGUCUUGAAUAAUGAUGAAGAGACUGACGUCGAGUUAGGUAGCGCGUGGGAGUAUGACGAAGCUUCGGGGGAGUAUUACCUGCAUAUUUUUGCCAAGGAGCAACCUGACUUGAAUUGGGAGAAUCCAGAGGUCCGGAGCGCUGUACACCAGAUUAUUCGGUACUGGCUAGACAAGGGCGUUGACGGAUUUCGAAUGGAUGUUAUCAACUUCAUCAGCAAGGAUCCGUCCUUCCCAGAUGCACCGAUCACAAAUCCGGCCUCAGAAUGGCAAAAUGGGGGCAGAUACUUCUCCUGCGGUCCAAAGCUGCAUGACUACCUGCAAGAGAUUGGGAGCAUUCUCAAAGAUUACGACGCGUUUUCCGUUGGAGAAAUGCCAGAGGUCAGCGAUGUACAAGAAAUCCUGAAAGCAGUGGGACAUGACCGAGGAGAGUUGAACAUGAUUUUCCACUUCGAAAUUGUUCAACUGGACCAUGGGGCAGAAGGCAAGUUUACAUCCGGUCAGUGGAAAAUGCAGGAUCUCAAAGCAAUUGUGUCGAAAUGGCAGACAUCCAUGCACGAGAACAAUGGAUGGAAUGCUUUGUAUCUUGAAAAUCACGAUCAGCCGCGGACGGUCUCUCGGUUCGCAUCUGACAAAUUUGAAGACCGAACUCGGUCCGCUAAGAUGCUAGCCACUUUCAUGGGCUUUCAAAGUGGCACUGUCUUUAUCUACCAGGGUCAGGAGCUCGGUAUGCCCAAUGUGCCAACUUCCUGGACAAUUGAGGAGUACCGCGAUAUAGAAACACUGAAUCAUUGGCAGGAAAUUACACACAAGCACCCGGAUGACCGUGCAUUGCAUUCUGUUAGCCUUGCAGAGUAUCAGAUGAAGUCGAGAGAUAAUGCGCGUACUCCGAUGCAAUGGGAUGCGUCUUCUCAUGCUGGGUUCUCUGCUGCCAAACCUUGGAUUUCUGUCCAUGAUGAUUUUAAAGCAUGGAAUGCGGCCAUUCAGGUGGACGAUGAGGAGAGCGUUUAUCACUACUGGUCGAAUGUUCUGCGUCUGAGAAAGAGAUUUCCUGAAGUAUUGGUUUACGGCUCGUUUGAACUCAUUUCUCCCGAACAUCCGGAUGUAUUUGCUUAUACUCGUACAUCCGAGACUGGCUGUGCACUCGCUGUGAUUAAUUUCCGAGCCAGUGAAAUAUCAUGGUCGGUCCCCGAGCCAAUUAGGGAGAGAGUUUCCUCAGGAAAGAUGGUCCUGUCCAACUAUCAGCAAGAAACAAGAUCUAUGUUGGAUAGUGUGAUCACGUUGGCACCAUUCGAGGCAUUUUUAUGGCUGGCCACUGAUGGAUUGUGA